AUGUGGCCUCCUUUUAACCAAGCCCUUUUGCCAUUUGGCUCACAGAAGAGCAUCGGUAGUUUCACUAGAAGCUACAGCAUUGGCCAUAGUGGUGGCUCUACUAUCACUAUACUCAACAACUGCCCCUACACGAUUUGGGCAGCUAUAAUAGACACCAGCCGAAGUUUUGGUAGCGGUCGACGUCUCGACAACGGCGAGGCUUGGACCUUGAAUAUGCUCGACAAUUCGGCAGGACGCGCUUGGGGCAGAACAAGUUGUUCCUUCGAUGGCUCGGGGAGAGGAUUUUGUGAGACAGGUGAUUGUGGCAGAGUUCUCAAUUGCCAAGACUUCGGCACACCGCCCCUAACUCUAGCUGAAUUUUCUCUCAAUCGAGCUAACAAUUUGGAUUUCUUGGACAUCUCUCUUGUUGACGGGUUUAAUAUUCCAAUCAAAUUCAGUCCGAAGACGGCCUAUGGAUGCAGUAGGGGAGCCAGUUGCGCCACGGAUGUCAAUGGGCAAUGCCCUGUGGAGCUGAGGGCGCUUGGCGGCUACCGUAGUCCAUGCACGGUGUUCAAGACCGACGUAUAUUGUUGCGUUAACUCAACGACGAAGUGUGGGCCUACGAGUUAUUCAAGAUUUUUUAAAACUUUGUGCCCUGAUGCUUAUAGCUACAUAUUGGAUGAGGAAUACGUUGAUGUCAAUGGGCAUUGCCCUGUAGAGCUGGUGGCACUAGCUACGACGUCGUAUUCUGUCCUUCGUAACACGUAA
This is a messenger RNA of Cucurbita moschata (crookneck pumpkin), 747 nucleotides long. RefSeq names its product protein P21-like. Gene Ontology annotation, biological process: defense response. Gene Ontology annotation, cellular component: extracellular region. The record is from RefSeq and is a predicted model, not a curated record. The coding region runs from base 1 to 747 and encodes 248 amino acids. The transcript has a single exon. Lineage: Eukaryota; Viridiplantae; Streptophyta; Magnoliopsida; Cucurbitales; Cucurbitaceae.